Molecule: messenger RNA, 3449 nt
Organism: Phacochoerus africanus (Common warthog)
Lineage: Eukaryota; Metazoa; Chordata; Mammalia; Artiodactyla; Suidae
Gene: MAPKAPK3
Product: MAPK activated protein kinase 3
Exons: 10
Coding region: 1176-2189 (337 amino acids)
Biological process (GO): toll-like receptor signaling pathway; intracellular signal transduction; peptidyl-serine phosphorylation
Cellular component (GO): nucleus; cytoplasm
Molecular function (GO): ATP binding; calcium/calmodulin-dependent protein kinase activity; calmodulin binding
Source: RefSeq, a predicted model, not a curated record
CUUAACCCACUAAGCCACAGCAGGAGCUUCCUAUGUCUGGGAAUUUAAAGAGAGGCCUUGGGAAAUAGGUAGAGAAAGGCCAGAGAGCAAGGUGGGGCUGAGGACCCCAUUGAAAACAUUCCAGUAGUGAUCCUGGGAUUUUAGGAAAGAAGAGAGAGACCUGGUAAAGGGGUCGGGUGCCAGAAGUCGGGCAGAGUGAGGAAGGCGUCAAGGAGCUGGGGCCCCUGAGAAGACACAGUCAGGUCCGGCCAGGGAAGGUGGUCAGGGAGAAGGGUUAGGAGGCCCAGCAGUGAAGGGGUUCAGAGAGAAUAGAGCAGGAAGAGAGGAUGGCAUAUCUUUGGUCCUGUGGCUAAAGCCUGAGGCACCGCUGACUAGUGCCACUUCAGGACACAGUUGGGGGGAGCUGGUGUGCUGAGUGGAAGUGACUGAACCUCUGCCCCCAGUACUGCUGUUAAGUAAGAAGCUGGUGCUCAGGAGCUGUGUAGUCAAAUCACAAGGCAGGGAACAGAGGGGUGUCCUGGGGGACAAAGGCAGUAUGAGCAAGAGAUCCAUGUUUUUGAGGCUGGGAGUGUCUAUCUACAGCCAGCCCCCUUCACAACCCCAUUCUGAACUAGUUAGUGGAGCAGGGACCCUGGAGCUGGAGGAGGGGCUUGCCCAGCUCCUUGCAUUCCAGGCUAGGGUCAAGGCGAACAGCUUCAGAGAUAGAAAGCCAAGGGUCAGCAGAUGUGAGAACCCACUACCUUCCUCUCUGCCCUAGUUGAUCUGUGCCUAGAGAGUUUGAUCCUUGAGCCUACCCACACAGUGCCCUGGAGGAGGGGAAGCCAUGCUGCAGAGGGUGAAACCAAGGCCAGAGGUGGCCUAGGGUCCUGUGGGUACUGAGCAAGAUGGAGCUGAUCUGAGCUAUUUUGGGUUCCAUCCCUGGUCCUCAGCCCUGCUCAAGUAGGAAGCAUAUGUGAGCAGCCCUAAGGGACAUGGCUUCUCCCUGCUCUCCCCUUUCUGGGCCACCUCCCCCUGCAGGCUGACUUCUCCACCUCCUACACCUCCUCUGAGCAGGACCUCUUCAGGGUCUUGCUCAUUUCCGGUGAUUGGCCUUAAGUUUGGCAGCCACAGCCCAGAGCUGAGUUAACCUGAGCAAGGAUCCUGCCGCCCGCCUACCUGCUGCCUGCCUUGCUGUGAUGCAUCCUGUGGGGAUGACUCUGUUACUACUUCAUUUUACGGAGUUGUGGGCUGUGGCUUGGAGCUGUGAAUGUUUGCCUGAGCUCCUAUACGACAGCCCCAAGGCCCGGCAGGAGGUGGACCACCAUUGGCAGGCCUCCGGCGGCCCCCACAUUGUGAGCAUCCUGGAUGUGUAUGAGAACAUGCAUCACAACAAACGCUGUCUCCUCAUCGUCAUGGAAUGCAUGGAAGGUGGUGAGUUGUUUAGCAGGAUUCAGGAGCGCGGUGACCAGGCUUUCACUGAGAGAGAAGCUGCAGAGAUCAUGCGGGAUAUUGGCACUGCCAUCCAAUUUCUGCACAGCCGGAACAUUGCCCACCGAGAUGUCAAGCCGGAAAACCUGCUCUACACGUCCAAGGAGAAAGAUGCGGUGCUCAAGCUCACUGACUUUGGCUUUGCCAAAGAGACCACUCAAAAUGCCCUGCAGACUCCGUGCUACACUCCCUAUUAUGUGGCUCCUGAGGUCCUGGGUCCAGAGAAGUAUGACAAAUCAUGUGACAUGUGGUCCCUGGGCGUCAUCAUGUAUAUCCUCCUGUGCGGCUUCCCGCCCUUCUACUCCAACACGGGCCAGGCCAUCUCCCCAGGGAUGAAGAGGAGGAUCCGCCUGGGCCAGUAUGGCUUCCCUAAUCCUGAGUGGUCAGCGGUCUCUGAGGAUGCUAAGCAGCUGAUCCGCCUCCUGCUGAAGACAGACCCCACGGAGAGGCUGACCAUCUCACAAUUCAUGAACCAUCCCUGGAUCAACCAAUCAAUGGUGGUGCCGCAGACUCCACUCUACACGGCCCGAGUGCUGCAGGAGGACAAAGACCACUGGGAUGAAGUCAAGGAGGAAAUGACCAGUGCCCUGGCAACCAUGCGGGUGGACUAUGACCAGGUGAAGAUCAAGGACCUGAAGACCUCGAACAACCGGCUCCUCAACAAGCGGAGGAAGAAGCAGGCAGGCAGCUCCUCAGCCUCACAGGGCUGCAACAACCAGUAGCUCAUGUGGCCUUGGAGGGGCCAGGCCUCUCAUCCUGGAGGACACACUGGACCCCCAGAGGGCCCAGAGUCAUUUUUUUUAACAGAAGGAUUAUUUUGAUGUGUUUUAAUCUGUCACUCGGAACUUCAGGAUAAGGGAACGUGACCUCCAUCCUUCAGAGUCCCUGCUUAGGUUCAGGCCCUAGAGAAGGGUCAAAGCCUGGGGGUAGGGAGCCACCAGCUACCGCUGCAGUGCCUUUGACCAGAGCCUGAAUGAACUGUGGCUCUGUCCUGCCCUGGGCAUGGCCUUAGACUUCUAGGCCACUGGGAGUUGUGGCUGGGCUUCCCUCCUUCCAUGGAAACAGCUCCCUGUAGGGUGGGCAGAUGGGCCUGGCCUUGGGAAAGACAUCCGGCUGCUGGUUGUCAUGGUGACCAGGGACCGAAUUGCUGUCUCUGAAUGCUGAGUGAGUAAGCAAGGGAGGGAGAAGGGGCAAUUGAGGGUCUGCCUGCCUUCUUGGGGAGGCUUCUCUCCUUCGUGCUGCUUGCCCCUCUCAGGCUCACCCUUCUUUGGUUUCCCCGAGGCCGCAGAGCCAGUCUGCCAGCUGCCCAGAGUGGUCCAGCCCUGACUUGCUGCAACCCCAUUGCACAGGGCCCUGGGAAUUCUCCUUCCACAGAGUCCCUGGGCCCAGACGUCCUGUUACUGCCUUCUACCCAAAGAGUGGCCUCUCAUCUCAACAGGGUGGGAGGUAUUUUUUAACUGUUUUUUACUUUGGAAAAUGUCACUGUGACACAAGCCAGUACGGUUACCCUGCCCCCACCUGCUCACCAGAUCCCAGGCAGGAAAGCCUCUUCUUAACAGUUCAUCCACUCUUCUGUCCUGGUUGAUAACCAGGGUUGUCUCUUGGUGCACUUUUGUGAGAGUGGAUGAUUGGGGGCAGGGCCAAGAGGCCCCCUGUUAAUCAGGGGUCUCUUUCUAUACCCCAGAUCUGACGCAAGGCAGCGGAGAGCUGCUGUGUGAUCCUUCGAGGGUCUGGUCCUAAUUUUGGCCUCAGUCAGAGCAGAGGGCCCCUUCCAUGCUGGUCCAGGCUCAUCCACCCCACACUGCCCAGACAGCCUCAGGGUGCUGAAUGCCUGAUCUAGGCCUGGCAAGUGCCUGAUACCCUAGCCUGGUUCCUGAUUCCUGACCCUUCUUGCACUGGCUGGGAAACCCUAGGCCACAUCAGACAGGACAACAAUGCUGGGUUUUACAUACAGGUAUUAAUAAAAAUAGUUUGGCAUUUUC